Messenger RNA from Amyelois transitella, 7921 nucleotides. Its product is annotated as furin-like protease 2. Gene Ontology annotation, molecular function: serine-type endopeptidase activity. Lineage: Eukaryota; Metazoa; Arthropoda; Insecta; Lepidoptera; Pyralidae. The record is from RefSeq and is a predicted model, not a curated record. Gene Ontology annotation, cellular component: trans-Golgi network; Golgi membrane. Gene Ontology annotation, biological process: protein processing. The transcript is spliced from 15 exons. The coding region runs from base 395 to 4300 and encodes 1301 amino acids.
UCUGUCAAAGUCGCCAGCUGUUUACGUUUUCUGGCGUUAUUUUGCGAUCGUUUUCUCAACUUUUGUUAUACAGUAUUGUUUUUAUUGCUCACGCUUUUACUCAUUUUAACAUCGGGUGAAAAAUAACCGUGCAACAAUUAAUUAAUUGAACGAUGUCAGAUGUCAAGAGGUGAAUAAUCUGUGUAUUGUGGACUAACUGUGUGAGUGAGUUUUUAUAUUGUUUGGGAUUUGGAACGAUAAACAUUUCGGUAAGCUCCUGAGACCUGAUUUUGAACUGAAGUACAUUUACUUAACGGUUGGGAUGCAAGCGUUUCGGAACGAAACUAAGUUUGCGUAGUUUCGCGAAUCGGUCGACAGAUGUCGUUGUGCCAUUAGUGCGGUGUCAGUUUGUGUGAUGGUGCCGUCAUGGUGCGCGCUGGCUCUGCUGGCCGCGCUGCACGUGUCUCAGGGGCUGCCGGAGACGCUCUACCACGACCAGUUCGCGGUGCACGUGCCCGCCGGCCCGGGUGCCGUGGACGAAAUCGCCAGGAGGCACGGCUUCCACAAUCAUGGACAGAUUGGUUCCCUGAAACAUUACUACUUGCUGUCCCAUCAUGAAGUCAGGAAACGAUCAAUUGAGCCCAGCCAUGAACACCAUCGGAGGCUGAAUGAUGAACCACAGGUCCGAUGGGUCCAACAGCAAAGAGAGCGGCGGAGAGUGAAACGCGACUACAAUCAUUUCGACGGGGGUCUAUUCUCGCAGAUCUCCCGGAGGCCGCACCGCACGCAGAAUAGGGCCCUCGCCGCCCCUAUCUUCUUCCCAGAUCCACUGUACAAAGAGGAGUGGUAUUUGAACGGUGGAGCCAAGGAUGGGUUAGACAUGAACGUGGUCCCGGCCUGGCAGAAAGGCUACACAGGGAAAGGGGUCGUCGUGUCCAUACUUGACGAUGGAAUACAGACAAACCACCCUGAUUUAGCGCAAAAUUAUGACCCCAACGCAUCAACAGAUAUCAAUGGCAAUGAUGAUGAUCCCAUGCCCCAAGACAACGGCGAUAACAAACACGGUACCCGUUGCGCCGGCGAAGUAGCAGCAGUCGCCUACAAUCAGUACUGUGGCGUAGGAGUUGCAUACAAUGCCAGUAUUGGUGGAGUCAGGAUGUUGGACGGUGUGGUCAACGAUGCAGUAGAAGCUAGAGCGUUAGGACUUAAUCCAGAUCAUAUUGAUAUCUACAGCGCGUCAUGGGGACCUGAAGAUGAUGGAAAGACGGUAGAUGGGCCAGGACCGUUGGCAAGAAGGGCAUUCAUUUACGGAGUCACAAGCGGGCGUAACGGCAAAGGAUCUAUAUUCGUAUGGGCUUCAGGAAAUGGUGGCAGACAUACUGAUUCUUGUAAUUGUGACGGCUAUACGAACAGCAUAUUUACUCUAUCGAUCUCUAGCGCUACACAAGGUGGAUAUAAACCUUGGUAUUUAGAAGAAUGCUCUUCUACACUUGCUACGACAUAUAGUUCUGGAACUCCUGGACAUGACAAGAGUGUAGCAACGGUCGAUAUGGAUGGAAGGUUACGACCUGAUCAUAUUUGCACUGUCGAACAUACUGGAACUUCUGCUUCUGCUCCAUUAGCAGCUGGCAUAUGUGCUUUAGCUUUAGAAGCUAACCCUGAUCUGACAUGGAGAGACAUGCAAUAUUUAGUUGUACUCACGUCAAGGCCACAACCUUUGGAGAAAGAAAGUGGUUGGAUAGUUAACGGUGUAAAGAGAAAAGUAAGCCACAAGUUCGGAUAUGGUUUAAUGGAUGCCGCAGAAAUGGUAAAUUUAGCAGAACAAUGGGUUUCCGUCCCACCACAACACAUUUGUAAAUCACAAGAAAUAAAUGAAGACAAACAAAUUGAUUCGUCGUUUGGUUACACCCUCACAACUCAUAUGGAUGUUAAUGGUUGCAGUGGUACAGUUAAUGAAGUACGACAUCUAGAACAUGUUCAAUGCAAGAUAUCCUUGAGGUUUUUCCCUCGAGGGAACUUGCGCAUACUGCUCACUUCACCAAUGGGAACGGUUUCGACUUUACUCUUUGAAAGACCUCGUGAUGUCGUCAGUUCUAACUUUGACGAUUGGCCAUUCCUCAGCGUUCACUUCUGGGGUGAACAUGCCGAAGGUAGAUGGAAACUACAAAUUGUAAACGGUGGAAACAGACAUGUGAAUCAGCCUGGAAUCCUAAAAAAAUGGCAGUUGAUAUUCUACGGUACAUCAGUGGACCCCGUAAGAUUACGAUCAAAGAGACCAUCGGCGGUCGCCCCGCCGUUUGCCUUCCCAACCGCAGCGGACGGUUACGAAACUCUCGGGGACCCUUUUUACAACGGUGACGCGUUUGCUAAUUACCAAAACUUUCCCGCUUUGUUUGCCUCCGGCUCAAACCCGGAGAAAGCGGUAGCCAACCUCGACGGACAUAACGUCCCUUCUCCGCAUGGGGAGAAUGUCCUCGCUGAUAGUAAUGACAAGCGCGUCAUACACGAAUGUGAUCCCGAAUGCGAUCUUCAAGGAUGCUAUGGUAAAGGACCGACUCAAUGUAUCGCUUGCAAGCAUUAUAGAUUAGACGACGCUUGCGUGUCGAGAUGUCCUCCGAGGAGUUUCGCCAAUCAGGGCGGAGUUUGUUGGCCGUGUCACGAGUCGUGUGAGACUUGCGUCGGGCCUGGUCAGGACUCGUGUUUGACUUGUGCUCCGGCUCACUUAUUGGUGGCGGACUUGGCGGUGUGUUUGCAGCAAUGUCCUGACGGCUAUUGGGAGGACAGUGAAUCUUCAGUUUGUCGUCCAUGCGCAGCGCAUUGUGCAACCUGUUCUGACAGAGCUGAUGCGUGUACUUCGUGUGAACACCAUUUGGUUCUACACGAUGGGACGUGCGCGGCGUCUUGUCCGCCAUCUUACUUUGAAACUGAAGACUACUCUUGCGCGAAAUGCCACAACUCGUGUGUGACUUGCGAAGGGCCGGGAGAAGCUCAAUGCGUCACGUGUCAUCCGUCGAGUUACUUGUUGGAUGGACGUUGCCUCUCCACAUGCCCUGCAAGCUAUUACGCUGAUAAGAAGAGGAAAGAGUGUAUGAAGUGUCCAAUAGGCUGCAGUGCCUGCACUAGCGGCUUUUGUCUCACAUGCGAUUCCGGUUGGGAAUUGAACAAGAAGGGCAAAUGUACCCGCCAAGGUUCGGACAGGUGUACCGCGGGAGAGUUCAUCGACGGACAGAGAUGUCGUCGGUGUCACGAGGCGUGCGAGUCUUGUUAUGGCGAAGACGACGGACACUGUUUGACAUGCCCGUCGCCUGAUCUCCUGCAGGAUUAUAGCUGCGUGACGGAAUGCGGGCGUGGGUACUACGCUGAAGCGGGGAAGUGCAUGCGCUGUGUGCACGGCUGCUCCGAGUGUGUCUCGAGACUGAACUGUACUGCCUGCGCCGGCAGCCUUCUUCUACAGUCCGGCGCUUGCAGAACCGCAUGCGCAGAUGGGUUCUACGCUGAUCGCGGCGUCUGCUCAAAAUGCUACAUAUCAUGUCGGACGUGCAUCGGUCCGCGAAGAGAUCAGUGCGCUUCCUGCCCCCAAGGAUGGAGGCUGGCUGCUGGCGAGUGCCAUCCUGAAUGUCCACAGGGCUUCUACCAGAGCUUAGGCGGUUGCCGGCAUUGCCACCACUACUGCCGGGAGUGUGACGGCUCCGGCCCCCUCCACUGCAAGUCGUGCCCACCCCGCUUCAUGUUAGACGGGGGUUUAUGUAUGGAGUGCCUGGGUUCCCAGUACUACGACGCCGGCAAUGCGGCGUGUCGAGGCUGCGAUACUUCUUGCAGGACUUGCUCUGGCCCGGGCCAGUUCAGCUGUACAGCCUGCUCGCGCCCUUUAAGGCUGGACAGACUAAACAACCAAUGCGUGCCGUGUUGCACAGAGCACAGCACGGUCACCAACUCGACGCCUGCGCCGGAUUGCUGCCACUGUCACCCCGAUACAGGUGAAUGUAUAAAUUCAUCGGUGGCGGGCAAGCGACGUAUAGCGGAGUGGUCCGCGCUUCACACCGCGCCGAGCGCCCGCGCCGCGCCGAGCGUGGCGGCUGUCACUCUGACAGUGUGCGCGGUUGCCGCUGGAUUAUUUUUAGCUGUUCUGUUGGUAUUACAGAUGCGCAGUCCCCGAGUACCGCGCAAGGACUCGCGAGCUAUCCGCGGCGCUCUGUACUCGCCGCUCGCUUGCAACGAGGACGGUGAGGUGACCAUAGUGAAGUCUCACGCGUUCCCUUCUAGAGAGUUCGACGACAACCUCGAACAAGAACACGAGCCACUUCUAGAACAUUCUAUAUAGCGCGCUGUGAUCGUAGACGUAAGUGUACGUAGACUUGUGCUCCGCGUGCGAAGACGCGGGUAGCGGUAAGAAAAAUGUAGUGAUACAUCACAACUUCCUAAUUAUGAAGCGAUUUUUCCAAGCAAUGUGGUUGGCGGAGCGAAUACAGACGCGCACUCACAUUACCAAGAACAAUUUGUCGCAGCAAAAAUAGCAAGAAGCGACUAAAGGUAGAAACAAAUAAAUAAAUGUUGUACGUAAGCCGCACGCAGCGCCGACUGGCGACUGGCGAAUUUCCCUGGCGAAUCGCGCGGUGUGACGACAAAACAAACGUGUGCGAUUCCAAAUGUGUGAAUUGUCGCAUAGCCAGUUCUCGUGGCCUAUACGUAACGUGUUAAACAUGUUCGUUCACCAUUGAUUCUAUCACUAUUUCUUGUCGCGGUGACAUGUCAACAAUAGAAUUUAAUUUUGCUAUUCGAAUAUCGCGCGGAUCUUGUACAGAAGUCUGUGGGACGUAAAUUUACGUAUGUAAUAUACUUAGCUAGGUGUAAAUUGUAAGUUUGAACAAAAUGUUCGUACGACGGGGCAAUGACCCCUUGCCGUGUUAUGUGAUAUUCAAGCUUAGUUCUUAUAUUUAGAUCGAUUUGCAUGACAUAUAUAAAAAUUAAUUUAUUACCAACCAAAUGUGUUUUUCAGUUAACACAUUUUGUCGGGUAAUCUCAGCGUCGUGCGAAUUGGUCUUUUGGAAACUGCGUGCUGUUACUUUUUAAAUUGUAUAAUCGAUUAUUUUUUUUGUAAAAUGGUACCUAUCCCCAUUUCUUAUCUCUCAAAAACUAGGCAGGCAGUGGAUAAUAUAGAAGUAAAAAACGUUGCAAAUCGUAUUUAAUGUACCUAUUGGAAAUUGUCCGAUUCCUGUAAACAAUUUGUUCCAAGUCGUGCUUACGUUUAGAGCCGGCACUCGACAAGAAAUCGAUAUCUCCAAACGUGACCUGGAUCAAUCAUGCAUGUGUCAACGAACCUUAGGCAUUUUCUUAGCGGUACAAAAUAUUCUACGAAAAACUUAUAAGAUUAGUUUUCAUUGCGUUAAAAUUGACUAUAUCCGCUAAUGGAAAGGUAAAUCUUUUCAAGAAAAGGAAUUCUCAAGAAAUACUUUUAUUAAAAAUUCAAUUACGAAGGAUAGAAGGGAAGUACGAAGAAAUCAAAAUUUAUUUAUAAUCUACACAGUAUUGGUUUCCAAAAAGCAAGCCUUAAGCUCUUUUACCAGGUAUUAAACAUUCCAUUUGUAUGACAUGGAUUCAAAAUAAAAUUGUAUAAGUAAUAUUUAAAUUAUUUGCAUGAACCUAUUUUUUAUACAUUAAUGAAGUAUUUAUUCCAUAAAUAGCAUGAAAAUUACAAUUAACAUGCAUUGAAAAUAUUUGUCAAUUUUUUAAGUUUUGCCGCCUGCCUGACCUCAAUUCAAUGUAAUACGAUUCAACACCAAAUAAAUCACUCAUUCAUAAUGAAUGUUCGUAUGUUUGUUUAAAUAUUAAUAAUUUAUCUCGUGGAACCGAAUAUAAGCUCUCUAAAUUCAAUAAUAUGUAUUAAAUUAUUAAUUAGAUGAUUAAUGUAAUUGAGCUAGUCAUAUCAAACGUUAAUAACCUGUAACCUGUUUUUGGGCAAUAUUUUUUCAAUCAAUUUAAAAAGUAACAGCGAACGUAUAAAUCUAAAGUCAUUUUGGUCGUCCAAGCCAUAGUAAUUGCCACAAAUUGAUCAUCAAUAUUGAAUUUAAUACCUCAAUCGGCUCCAAAUCGAUGUCACAAUACCUGUAUAUUAUUAUAAUUUACAUUAUUUUAAUUAUAAAGUAGUUUUAGAACCAGAAGUUACCGUAGAAAUGAAUAAACGUACAAUAUUUUUUUUUGAUAUCCGACUUUAUAUUAUUGAAAUCAUAGAAUAUAUAUUUAGUAGAAGUGGAUGAAAUAACUGAAGCAUUUUAGUCAAUCUCAUAAUAAUAUGUCUUAUAUUUUUUAAUUUGCUAAAUGUUCUUGUUAAACUGUAUGAAGGAUUUCAUUAGCCAUGGGUAAAGCAAAAUAUAACCUACACUACACUUCUAGAAAACCACUGAUCAGGUGGAUUGUUUAUUUGUCCAAUUUCUUAUCAAUAACAGUACAUUUCAGAGAGAGAUAAAAAAAAAUUAAGCCCAGACCACCUCUACUCAAUAUCUGGUUCUAUGAUUCAAAUAAAUAAAACCUGAUGAUAAUUUCAAAUAUAUUCUUAUAACUUACACCUCGUCAUAAUUCUAAAGUUAAUUCUAAGUAGUAAAGCUUAUUUUUAGGAUAGUUUAUGUAAUAGUGAAAUUUUAUAAGGUCAUUUCACCUAUGCUGAGUUUUUCAAUCGUUAUGUUACAAGCUAGAAUUUUCUAAGAUGAAUUUUAUAGUCAUAAUAAUAAAUCCUAACUUUGGCUCUAAUCAACAUUGUUUUUACAGUUUAUCUGUUUUAAAAAUAAAGUCCCCGUUUUCGAUUUGAAUGGCAAUAGUAAUAAAUUGAUAACGCCGAAAAGUGUGGCUUUUAAAUUUCUUUUAGAACGACGUAUUAUUGAUUGUUUUUUCGAUAUGUUUUGGAAAAUUGAUUUAAUUUUCAGCGAGUUAUUAAUGAAUUCUCUUCAUUUGCGACUUUAAGUUCUAGGAGUUCAGUUCUCAAUUCUAUCAUUAAGCCGAGCAGCUGAAAGUGGCCAUUCAGUCUUUUCGGGACUAUUGGCUCUGUCUUCCCCGUAAGGGAUAUAGACGUGACUAUAUGUUUGUAUGUAUGUAAGUUCUAGGAGUUAAUAUUUUUUGCCUAUAAAAACUAGUUUGGCCAUGUAUUUAUAACUAUAAAAUGAUAAAUAGAGCAGUUUUGAUAUUUUCAAAUAAUUCUCACGAAGCCAUCGGUUUCAAAUAGGAAAGAAUUCGAUUUGCCACAAAAAUACAGGACAGUAAUUUCUGAUACUUAAUUUCAUUGGAGUGUCUAUUUUUCAUCGGUCUAAGGUGCCUCGGCGUUCGUAAAUUGAUUUCUAAUAAUAUUGAAUUGCUUUCAAAUCGAAAUCGAUUCUUUGAAAAUAGGCCACCUCAUUUAUAAGGAUGAAUAUAAAAAAAAAUGUUACCAUUUGUCACAAAUGUAUAUAAUAAGAGUUAGCUAGAUUGUUGAAUUGUUAAUAAAUGAAUUAUUAAUAGAAUAUAUUGUACUGGCGUUAUACAUUACGUGUUAUUUUGGAAAUAGGUCACAAUUCAGCUGGGAUACCUUUAAUGUGUAAAACAUACUGUCAGUUACACUACUAUUAUUGUAAAUCGAAUUUAAUGUUCUAUUUUGUAGCUAUUAUAUUAUAGCUUCGAGUAUUUUGGUCUCAAUAUUUCAUCAAUGAUCAGAAUUAAUUGUGUAAAUUAUUAUUAAUUAUUUAUGCUAAUUAUGGUUAGUUUUGCGAAAACAUCUUGACAUCUGAGCGUCUAUGAGAUUUUAAAAUUAUUUUGGAAUAUUUAAGCUUAUUAUAUGAAAUCCUUUGUCUGUAAUAGACGCGGUCUAUUACAGUUUUGUACUUUGUUUUAGUGGGAAUCUUUUUAAUUAAGAAUAUAUUUUUGUAUGAAAUAUUCUUAUGUGCAAUUAAUAUUUGUAAUAAAAAGGAAGUCUGUGUCA